UUUUUUUUAAAAUUCAUCUUGUAAUAUUGUCCUCGAUUUUUUCUCAUAUGCAAUCAAGACAGAAUAAAUGUUUUGAAAUUAUUUUUAGCUAUUUUUUAAUGGAUUAUUUAGUUCCACGAUUACUUUUUAAAUUUUUAAUAAGAGCGAACAUUUGGAGAUUCCUUUUACCAAAAAUAUUUUCGGGCUAGCUUCUAGAAAUUGUGGAGGUUAAUAGAUUUAUUUAGAAUAUUUAUUCUAUUUUCCCCUUAAUUUUUGUUUUGUCCCUGGGUUUCCGGACUGUUUGCUCUCCACCUUAUGUAAAAAUAUUAUAUUUAUUUUUCAGUAUCUUAUUUUAUUAAAUUGCACACCUUGUGCUAAAACAAAUUUUGGAAAAAUGACUGCUGUCGGAGUGCCAAUUAAAGUUUUACACGAAGCCGAAGGGCAUGUUAUUACGUUGGAAACGACUAUCGGAGAAGUCUAUCGCGGGAAACUUGUCGAGGCUGAAGAUAACAUGAAUUGCCAAAUGGCCGAAGUUACUGUUACUCUUCGAGAUGGGCGAACUCAAACACUCGAAAACGUUUUUAUUCGUGGAUCGCAAAUUCGUUUUAUGAUUUUGCCUGAUAUGCUUAAGAAUGCUCCAAUGUUUAAGAAUAUCGGUCGUGCUCAACGUGGCAGUCAGGGAAUGGGUGCUGGUGGAGCACCACGUGGACGUGGAACUGCUUUCCGUGGUGGUCCUCCACGUGGAGGGCGUGGACGUGGUGGAGGAAUUCCUCGUGGUGGGAUGCCAUUCCGUGCUUGA
Meloidogyne enterolobii is the source of this 778-nucleotide messenger RNA. The record is from the annotation of a GenBank genome assembly. Lineage: Eukaryota; Metazoa; Nematoda; Chromadorea; Rhabditida; Meloidogynidae.